Galendromus occidentalis (western predatory mite) is the source of this 638-nucleotide messenger RNA. Its product is annotated as troponin C. The transcript is spliced from 4 exons. Gene Ontology annotation, molecular function: calcium ion binding. Gene Ontology annotation, cellular component: myosin II complex. Bases 23 to 478 code for a protein of 151 amino acids. The record is from RefSeq and is a predicted model, not a curated record. Lineage: Eukaryota; Metazoa; Arthropoda; Arachnida; Mesostigmata; Phytoseiidae.
AGUGUUAUUGGCGUUUCUAGUCAUGGAUGAUCUCACCAAGGAACAAGUGAGCAUGCUCCGCAAGGCGUUCGACAUGUUCGAUCGCGACAAGAAAGGCUUCAUCCACACCAACAUGGUGUCUGCCAUCCUGAGGACCCUCGGUCAGACCUUCGAAGAGAAGGAUUUGAAGGACCUGAUUUCGGAAAUCGAUCAAGACGGGUCCGGUGAGCUCGAGUUCGACGAGUUCGUCGCCCUGGCUGCUAGAUUCUUGGUUGAAGAGGACUCCGAAGCGAUGCAAGAGGAGCUCCGCGAAGCUUUCCGUCUUUACGACAAAGAGGGUAACGGCUACAUCAACGUAUCAGAUCUGCGCGAGAUCCUCCGAGCUCUCGACGACGCUCUCACCGAGGAUGAACUCGAUGAGAUGAUCGCUGAAAUCGAUACCGACGGCUCCGGAACCGUAGAUUUCGACGAGUUCAUGGAGAUGAUGACCGGAGAUUAGGACCCUUGUGCACUUUCUCACGAUACGGCUGGAAUCUGUGAACCUCUUUAUUCGGCAACAUCUUCGAAACUUAGUGUCAACUGCCGAUCUGACAAAGAUUCUCGUCGACCUUCAAUAAAGCGAACAUGGAUUUGCUUGAUAAUUCGAUCAUGAUGAAUGA